AUGGAUUUGAAACUGAAAUUACUUUUAUUUUUGACGAUCAUUGUCAACUGUAACGGACAUUUGAGUAUACUGAAGGACAUCAUACAUACAGCUCAUGACCGUGUUCAUGAUACUGCUAAGACAAUUCUUGGAGGGUUCAAUUUCGAUUUUCACAUCGGUGGUCAUCAUAGAACACCAACACCGCCACCAAAUUACCCUCCACCAGAAACUGGUGAUAAAACUAUCGUAGUCGUAGUCGAGAAUCCAACGGAUCAGGGGCCACAUGAUAAUGGAUUUAGACCGACAAAUAAUAAUAAUGGACAACGACCUCAGUACAACGGGAACCGACCUCACGAUAAUGGUUAUAAUGGUUAUAAUGGCUAUAAUAAUGGGAACCAUCAAAAUAAUGGAGGCAAUACGAAUAACAACCACCAGUAUCAACCUGGAUAUAAUGGACCAAACCAAAACUCACCAGGAUAUAGUAAUGGGAACGUCGACGUAUAUAAUAAGCCCAACCAAAUAGAUCAAAAUUAUAACAACCAAGGGACACCUAAUUAUGGAAAUAACAACAACGCACAUAUAGAUCCUAAUUAUAAUCAAAAUGUAUAUCCUAAUAAUAAUAAUCAGAAUUCACCACCAAGUAAUCCUACGUCCAGACCUACAGAAUAUACUCCAACAGCAUCGCUGUCAACAGAAAGACCCAACCAACAGACGACCAAAAAGCCUGACAAUGACGCACCGUUCUUUGUACCACUAAACCCUGAUGGGUAUAUAUAUACCGGGGACAAAAUAUACACGGGAGGCCCAAAAAGAGAAGUUGAUUCUAAGCCAGCAGAAAAUGAUGACGAGUUUCAGAUAGAUAUAAGAUUAAAAGACCAAUAA
This is a messenger RNA of Danaus chrysippus (African queen), 861 nucleotides long. The record is from the annotation of a GenBank genome assembly. NCBI's taxonomy places the organism in Eukaryota, Metazoa, Arthropoda, Insecta, Lepidoptera, Nymphalidae.